This is a messenger RNA of Achroia grisella, 1827 nucleotides long. RefSeq names its product sialic acid synthase (gene NANS). NCBI's taxonomy places the organism in Eukaryota, Metazoa, Arthropoda, Insecta, Lepidoptera, Pyralidae. The record is from RefSeq and is a predicted model, not a curated record. The coding region runs from base 176 to 1225 and encodes 349 amino acids. Gene Ontology annotation, molecular function: N-acylneuraminate-9-phosphate synthase activity. Gene Ontology annotation, biological process: carbohydrate biosynthetic process. The transcript has 5 exons.
CUAGUCCGGCGGGCACGCAACCGGCUGCCCGUUUUUACAUUAAAUUGACCUUAUUUAUACAAAUCUGAUCUUGAAAGUGAGGUCGAUAAACUCUUACGACACUAUAGUCGUCACCCAAGUUGAAAGCCGGUUUUUCUUUAAUUGUGUUUAUGGGACGAUCAUAACAGCUGAGAAGAUGGUGGAAGUUAAAAUAACAGAAGACAUAAAAGUUGGCGGUAACAAUCCGUGUUUUAUUAUUGCGGAAGUCGGACAAAACCACCAAGGUGACAUUGAAAUAGCGAAAAAGUUGAUAAAAGCAGCAAAGGAAGCUGGCGCAAGUUGCGUCAAAUUUCAAAAAACAUGUCUCAAAGAAAAAUUUACAAAAAAAUAUUUAGAACGACCAUAUAAUACACCUAACUCAUGGGGUAAGACUUAUGGUGAACACAAAAGUCACUUGGAGUUUUCGGAGAGUCAAUACAGAGAGCUAUUUAAGUAUGCCCAAGAGGUCGGCAUACUAUUUACAGCUUCAGCCAUGGACAUGGUGUCUUUCGACUUCCUGGUCAAUAUAAAGGUCCCAUUUAUAAAAAUUGGAUCUGGCGAUUCAAAUAAUUUACUUUUCCUCAAGUAUGCAGCGUCAAAAAAUGUGCCUCUUAUUAUAUCAACUGGAAUGGUGGAUAAAGAGGCCGUGAGAACCAUUUACGACAUAAUAUCGGCUCAACAUAAGCAGUUCUGUUUGCUUCAUUGCAUAUCAGCAUAUCCCGUACCUUACGAAGACUGCAAUUUGACUGUACUACAAGAUUAUAAAAAUACUUUUGAUAUACCUGUGGGGUAUUCUGGUCAAGAAAUCGGAACAGCUGUGGCACUGGGUGCUGUUGCGUUAGGUGCUAAGGUUUUGGAAAAGCACAUAACACUAGAUAAGACUAUGAAAGGCACGGACCACAUAUGCUCGUUGACUCCUCCAGAGUUCCAGCAGUUGGUGCGAGAUGUGCGCGUAAUAGAAGCCUCCCUCGGUACGCCCAUCAAAAAGGUUGUUACUUCAGAAAUACCAUGUAUUGAUAAACUUCAAAAGUCUCUUGUUAUGGGUAGUACCAAAAAUAAGGGAGAGAUAUUGUAUCCAGGCGACGUAAAAAUCAAGGUGGCGGAACCUAAGGGAUUGAAUGCGCUACACUUUGAAGAAGUUAUUUAUAAGACCCUCGUGUAUGACAAGAAAGAAGAUGAGCCCCUAAACAAGGGUGACUUCUGCUAAACUAGCUCCUGUAUCUGUACCUAGUACAUCAUUUUAGCACGUACUUGGUGCGUACAUGUGGUAUAUAUAAAAUAUAGCUAACAUAGGCUAAAGUGAUAAGCGACAAUGUAUAUUGUCAUUUAAAAAAAAGCUGUAAACGUUUCUUUACUUAUAUAUAUGUCUUCAUGCUAAAUUGUUUACUGGGUCACAAUCAUCGCCUAAACAUAUAAAAGAAUAAUCUUAAAUGUGUAUCUAAUAUUGUACCUGACUGUACUUUAUUAUAAGACUUUAAAUAAUGACAUAUAUAUACGAUAAAAACUAUGCUCAAGACUGUUGGUAAACAAGUUUUGUUUUUAAUAUAUUAUAUUAUUAAACUUUACUGUUACUGUUUUUUGAAAGAUAGAAAAUUGAAAUAGACGCUUUUCGUUGAACUAAUAUUUGCCAUACCAGAGAAUUGUAGAAUAUAUACUAUAUAGUUAUAUAAAUGAUACUAAGAUAUCAAUAUUAUAAUAUAUAUAGUGUAUAUAUCAAUAUAUUCCAUUAAAAAAAUGAAACUCUAAUAUUUUCAAUAGUAGACUCCACAAUAAAAAAUAUUAUAAGUGUAGAAUUAAAUAUUUUUGUAU